This is a messenger RNA of Carassius carassius (crucian carp), 3583 nucleotides long. Its product is annotated as integrin alpha-3-like. Gene Ontology annotation, cellular component: external side of plasma membrane; integrin complex. The coding region runs from base 163 to 3384 and encodes 1073 amino acids. The record is from RefSeq and is a predicted model, not a curated record. The transcript is spliced from 25 exons. Gene Ontology annotation, molecular function: integrin binding. NCBI's taxonomy places the organism in Eukaryota, Metazoa, Chordata, Actinopteri, Cypriniformes, Cyprinidae. Gene Ontology annotation, biological process: cell-matrix adhesion; integrin-mediated signaling pathway; leukocyte migration.
AUGUUUUCACCGAUGACUGGCGCGAACCCCGGAAGAAAGAAUGACGAAAAUGAGCAAUCAGUUCAGAGCGUCUGACAAAUCCGCUCCUGUUCAGACCCUGGCGGGCUCAUCUUCCCCCGCUCUCUGUUUCUGUCUCGCCUAACAAAAACAUUGGAGUGAAACAUGAACGAAAUUCACCGGCAAAGACUCGGUAAAAACGCGGUUGUCCUGCUGCUCGUGAUGAGCGCCGCUCGCUGCUGUCAAGCGUUCAACUUGGAUGUAAGGUUUCCAGUCGUCAAAGAGGGAAAAACAGCUGGCAGUUUGUUUGGACUUUCUGUUGCACUACACGAACAGUUCGUAGGAGAGAACAGACACCUACUUCUUGUAGGAGCACCGAAGGAGAAAGCAGAGUCGCAAGUGUCAGCCAAUGAGACUGGAGAUGUGUAUGCCUGCCCAAUCACCACAGACCACAAAGACUGCAAAAGACUGAACCUUCUCAGCUCAGAUCCUGAUGACAUACCAAACCCUACAAAGGAUGUGAUGGAUGGGAUGUGGCUAGGUGUGUCGUUAGCCAGUCAGAGUCAACCAGGGGGCCGUGUCCUAGCCUGUGGCCAUCGUUAUAUACGAAACAUGUCAACCAACCUUCGGAUGAUUGGGAAGUGCUAUGUUCGUGGAAAUGAUUUACAAUAUAACCAGGCAGACUCUCAGUGGCAGUCAUUCGGGGAGAUGUGUGACCCCAGAGAAAAUCAGAAUAGAGAAGGCAUGUGUCUUGCUGGGAUGUCUGCUGCCAUCACUCAGACCGAGAUCUUCCUGGGUGCACCUGGAUGCUUCAACUGGCAAGGAAACACAAUUUCACAGUGGCAUAACCCUGCAAAUAAUUAUGAUGACAUUAAGAGCAAGAUUCGGGACUUGGACAGAGGGAAUAUUUACAUUGGUUACUCUAUAGCUGCGGGUCAAGGUGUGUUGAGCAAAGACAAAAUAACAGUGGUAACAGGAGCUCCAAGAGAUGAGGCCAGAGGAUCUGUGAUGAUGGGUGAAGUUCAUAAAAAGAGUACUGAUGAUGGAGAAGUCGAAAUAAAAGCCACUGUCACGGGAGAACAAGUUGGGUCCUAUUUUGGCAGCAGUGUUGCUAUUGUUGACCUUAACAAUGAUGGCUGGAAGGAUCUGAUUGUUGGAGCCCCUUUCUAUUUCGACCGGAGAAACGACGGAAAAGGGGGGGCAGUGUAUGUCUAUAUGAACCAGGACGGCUCCUUUAGUAACAAAGCUGACGUGGUGCUCACUGGGCCUAAGGACUCAGCUUUCGGCAUGGCUGUUGCUGCUAUUGGUGAUGUUAACCAGGAUGGCUUUCAAGAUUUUGCUGUUGGUGCUCCAUAUCAUAGUACAGGCAGAGUAUCGAUAUGGAUGGGCAACAAACUGGGUAUUUCCCAAACACCUAGUCAGGUCAUUUUUGGAAAAGACAUCCCAGGUGGUGGGUUCCACACGUUUGGCUAUUCCAUCAGUGGUGGCAUGGAUGUGGACAGGAACAGUUACCCAGACAUAGCGGUUGGAUCAUUAGAUGACCGCGUGGUCUUGCUAAGAGCACGUCCUGUGAUUCACCUAAAGAGUUAUCUUACUGUGACACCGGAGGUUAUCAAACCAGAAGAGUGUGAUGACUGUAUUGAAGCAAAGGUCUGUUUGACCUACACAUUCAGCACUGGAAGUGCCAGUUCCCAGAAGAGGAUUACCUUUCAAUAUACAGUGGAAGCCGAUCAGCAAUCGUCUCGGAGCCCUCGUGUUCAAUUCCUUGACGGCAAAGCUUCCAAACACACUGGCGAAAUGUCUGUUGAGGCAUCUGAAGUUUGUCGUUCUCUGAAACUCAAGCUAGUGUCCAAGACGAUCCAAGACAAGGUUGCUCCAAUAGUUUUCUUGCUGAGCGUGUCUUUGGUGGAGCCUGUUCCCUCCAGCGGGCAGAAACUAGAAGACAUCAAUGCCUUUCCUGUGAUCAGCCAGAAAGACACUCAGCCUAAAAGAGCUGAGAUUCACAUUCAGAAAGCCUGUGGAUCAGAUAACAAAUGUGAGAGCAACCUUCAGAUGACGGCUGCAUUCACAGAUGAGCAGAACACACCGUUUCCCACGAGGAAUGGCCAGCAGAUCUUCCUUUACACUACUGAUGUGAAGAAGCUGAAGUUGAUGGUGAAUGUUUCCAAUGUCCCAUCACAGGACAGGAUAGCAGAAGAUGCUUACAGUGCUUCCCUAAAUGUCACCUUUCCCACCUCGCUCAGCUUCUCCAGCGUAAACCCCAAGAUCUUGACAUGUGAACCGUCUGAUGGGGCGGUUCUGUGUACACUGGGGGACCCCUUCAAAAGUAAUCAGAGCGUGGAGUUUGAGAUCAUCUUUGAAACGACAGGAAUCACAAUAGGAAUGCAGGAGAUUCAGACUGAACUGCGGCUCUCAACGCGGAGCGAUCAGAAUGAUCUACGGCCCCUGUCGAGAGUACUGAUGGUGGAGUACGAACUAAAGCCCAUCUUUAAUUUCCAUUUAAACCAUUUUAGCACAGAAUUCAGUGGAAAAGUGAAAGCAGAAUCAGCCAUGAAAAGUACCAGUGACAUUGGAAGCCCAGUGGAAUUCAACUUGACGGUGACUCUUUCUGGAAAACCUCUGGGAAAUCUGGGGUAUCUGGAAGUGGUCUUUCAGUGGCCUUAUGCUGUGGCUAAUCAGAAGUGGCUGCUUUAUCUGUCAGAGAUUGAGAUGACAGGAACCUCCAAGACAUUCUGUGUCCCUGAAAAUAAAGUCGUAAACCCCCUUAAUCUGGAUGUGUCAGAGCGCAAGACUAGGAGGAAAAGAGACGUGAGCUCCUUAGAGUCUGAACAGACCCUCCCGAAGCUGCAGGCCGUCCAGAGGAAACCUUCUGCCAACCUGGACUGUGUCACAGGUAGUGCCCUCUGUCAGACCUUCACCUGCCCCUUGCUGGGCAUGGACACCUCGGCCAAUCUCACGGUCCGAGCACGCGUAUGGAACAGCACGAUGCUUGAGGACUACAAGGGUGCAAGAGUACUUGUGUACGGUAGAGCCACACUGAGUCUAAAAACAGACAAACCAAGCAUCAGGAUGAGCAAUAACACCCGUGAGUUUACAGUAGGUAUAGACCCUGCAGAGGGGGAAGAGCUUCGGUAUGAAGUGCCUCUGUGGAUAAUCAUCGUGUCUGCGUUGGCAGGAGUGAUUCUGCUGGGACUGAUUGUCAUUUUACUGUGGAAGAGUGGCUUUUUUAAGCGGGCUGCCAACUUUCAAACUAUGCCAACAUACCAAGGCAUGAAGAUUUGCAAGAAGGAACAGUAUCAGGUAAACCAGGGCUUUUUAAUUGUGGACACCACAAAAAAUAAGAAACACUGGAUCACAAGCUGGACUGAAAAGACACAGUACUACUGAUGAAAGCCAUCUUACAUUGUCUCUUUUAAACAGUGGAAUGGACUUUACCUGAACAAUACCUGAUUUGAUUUGAACAACUUCUGGGUAUCAGAUAUAAUUGAAAGUGUUCAUUCAAAACUCUCCAACAUGAACUGAUUGUACUGAAGACUAUAUGUGAGAUUACAUACUGUAUUGGUGUUUAUUUUGGUUAUAGUUUUUC